Nicotiana tabacum (common tobacco) is the source of this 3338-nucleotide messenger RNA. Lineage: Eukaryota; Viridiplantae; Streptophyta; Magnoliopsida; Solanales; Solanaceae. The record is from RefSeq and is a predicted model, not a curated record.
AGUCGCAGUUGAGGUGAUUUUCCAGAGUUGUUCCAGUGUUUCGAGGUAGCUGCUUGCAUCCGCAGGACCUUCAGAACUCUGUCAUCUUCAGUUCAUGUCUUUGGGUUCAUCAUAUGCUGUAUUUUCAUUCCUGUCAGUAUACUUGUAUUGUGUUAGAGGCUCUACGCUUGUGACCCCUCGGUUUUGGGGAUGUGGUGAAAUUAUUCUAAAUUAUUGUCUUCAGUUUGGCCCUUAUCUAUGGCAGAACAUUUUCUAAUCUCAGUUGAUAUCAUAUUGGGCUAUAAUGCCGUUGUUGGGUAUGAUAUGGUCGGGCUUGCCUAGCCUUGCGGCAGGGCGCCAUCACGACCGGGAUUUGGGGUCGUGACAUCAGGUUCUAAGGACAAAACUAAUAGAACUAUGAAAGCCUACGGAAGAACUCCCACUCACUGAUCUAGUGUCGGAUUUCUUUCUUAUUAAGUUCAAGCAAGGAGACAGUAUUCUCAAAGCGCUACAGGGAGGCCCAUGGUUCAUUUUAAACCACUUCUUAUCCGUCCGACGAUGGGAACCAAAAUUUACAGCAUCCAAGACUCAACUUACGUACUCAGCCAUCUGGGUACGACUCCCUGAAUUGCCAACAGAAUUUUACGAUACUGAAAUUCUACAACGAGUUGGUUCAAAGCUUGGCCAACUAUUGAAGUUUGAUACGUGCACCUCGGCAACUACAAGAGGAAGAUAUGCUCGCAUCUGUAUUGAAGUGCCUCUUGAAAAACCACUAAAAUCCUAUAUUAAUAUAGGUACGCAUAGACAAAGUCUAAGCUAUGAGGGUGUGGGUAUAUUAUGUACAGGCUGUGGGCAUCUUGGGCAUACAAUACAAAUUUGCUCAACACCUACACCAAAUGCAACAACUCCUACGACAGCAACACCUUCUCCUUCUACUAAUACUAAGCAUACAUGGAAAACAGUGGAUUUCUCACGGAAAUUUACCUCAAAGAACACUCAUCAAUGGAGUUCACCUUCCACUUCAACACAACAAAGGGAUAGGCUGCUGGUGAAAGAGGUUACAGGUAAGUCCCCUAACCCUACAGGCCCACUUUUGGGCCUUACUAACCAGCUAAACAACGGGCCAGACACUCAGAACACUACCUCCUACAAUAUGUUCAGCCCAUUAGCUGAUGUACUUGGGCCUCACGCUGAGAGAAAAAUUGAUAGCCCAAUGAAUGUUACUACUGCUCUGUCACCUAAUCCUUCUCAGAUUGAGCCUAAACCAACUAAGGAAAAUAUUAGUCAGUUACCUAUAUUACCGCAUCCCUUCUUAUCCAAUCAGUCAUUACCAGAUUUAUCUUCCAACACCUACACGUCUCUAAUAAGUGAUAAGCCACAUAGGAUAGAGGUAGCUUUUGCUAAAACACAUAAGCAGAACAAUAAAAACCCACCGCCCAAUCUGCCUCCUAGUUCACCCCACAUGGACUUGUCCCCCACUAUGCUUACUAAAACAAUUGGUAAAUUGCAUGCCUCAGUAAUUUUAGAGGAUGACAACUCGACUGUUACCUGCAUGCAAGAAAAGAAUCUCCCACGUGCACCCCCUCUUAUAACACACGCUAACCCACAAUCAUCUCUGUUAAAUACACUGCCCCAUACCACUUCUAUCGAGUUUACACAAAAUUCUCACUCUUCACCUAGUUACUCUCUAAGCAAGCAUGCAGAGACCAACAUUCUCCAACAACCUUCGAAACCAGAACUUCAGAACAAAUAUGGAAGUGAACAAUCACUUCUUCCAACUACCCAGGAUGAUUAUGCAAGGCCCCCAAAUGCUAAACAUCUCAGCACCAAUGAUUUACACAUCUCAGGAGAUCACUUUGGAUCAGCCACUGCAGUCUUGGCUCGAGAUGGGCCUUCAAGAGUAUGCCUUAGUGUUCACGAUGGAGUUGAACAAUCAAGAAGUAGUUCUCCUCAUCCAGAACCCUACUCAUCUAGCAGAAAUAGUGACCGAGGGAAUAAGGAUUGGGAUGGAGUCAUAUACACAAAAUCAAUGGCACUCGACCCACUCUCCGCUUCUACUAGGCAGCCAAGUUUCUCCUUCCAUGCAAGCACACUGGCAGUACAACCUACCACCAUUGCCUCAUAUGGGAAAUCAAAGUUUUUAACUCCUUCAAUUCUACCCUCAUCAUCAUAUGGGACAAAUUUAUGCACCUUAGUUCCAAGCCACGGAUACUUUCAAUCCUCUUUCCCCAUAUGCGAGUCCACUCAGCCCUCUAGAAAUACUGACUCCACUGGACAACCCUCAAAGCACUCCUCCUCAAUCUCCAUACGAACUAGAUCUUCAAACAAGCCAGGAAUUAGCAGAGAUUUUAGCAGAAAUGAGAGCAACGAGGACAGAAUUCUGGCGGUUAAAGAGCCUUCACCUUUACAACCUAGACGAGCACUUCGAAAAAAAGUUCAUACUGAAAUGCCCUCUAGAAAUGGUAGAAUGCAGUCUCAACUUCAGGCAAUCAAUAAAUCAAGCUUUAGGAAAAUAUGCGAUGGUAAUACUUCCUACUCUUCUUCAGAAUAAUCCGACUCUGAGUCUAGGUCCGACUGUCACUCAGAUAGUAACUCAGAUGAAUCAGUCUCCCACGAGGGAGAUAAUCUCUCCUAACGCUUACAUGAACUUUUUAGUAUAGAAUUGUAGAGGGUCACACAAUCCUGAGUUUCCUAGACACUUUAGGUCUCUUCUGGAUAAUCACAAACCAGUGUUAGCUAUUCUACUUGAAACACACAUGCAAGAUCAUAGUCAACUACGUGAGGAUUUUGGGUUUUCUCAUAUGUCCCAAGUACCAGCAAAUGGGCUGAUUGGAGGAUUACUUGUGUUGUGGAAUGAGGCUAGUAUCAAUGUCACUGAAUUAAGCCUCACUGAUCAAGAAAUCCACUGCGUAGUCCAGGUACCUCCUACUACAGCUUAGCAAUCCAAAGGUACAACAUGCAUACAGAGAGCAGAAUAUGGUUGCGGAUAAACUAGCGAAGGCAGCCACCCUUUUUGUUCCUACUAUGGAUCCUUGUAUAUAUCAUGUGGCGCCCCUUUUUGCAAUAAAGGCACUGGAAGAUGAUGCACCUGAAAUUUUGAAUGUAAAUUUAAAUCAGGCAAUGCAUGACACUAGUGUUAAUGCUUUUGUAAAUAGUUUACAUGCAGGCAGUAGUAGUAUUAAUAGUAGUCUGCAUGAGAAUAACUACUCUAAGUACCUGUAAUAGAUCUCUCUGUAUGCAUUAGCCUAUCUAUAUAAAGUACUUAUCUUUUGCACCAAGAAAAAAAAAAUAGUACCUUAAGUAUUAUUUUAUCACAUUAGUUUGGCUUCACCUGUAAAGAUUUCAGUGACAUGGGCUUC